This is a messenger RNA of Pyricularia pennisetigena, 1086 nucleotides long. RefSeq lists its product as uncharacterized. Lineage: Eukaryota; Fungi; Ascomycota; Sordariomycetes; Magnaporthales; Pyriculariaceae. The transcript is spliced from 2 exons. The coding region runs from base 1 to 1086 and encodes 361 amino acids. The record is from RefSeq and is a predicted model, not a curated record.
AUGGAGGGAGCAUACUCUUUUAAGCCAGGAGGUCCACGACCUGGAGCCCGGCCUUUUUCUAGGGUCCUCCGUGUCAUCACCGUGCUUUGCACCAUCUUUACAUUCCUCGCCGUCCUGUUGAUCUUUGUCUCGGGCGUUUCUACCCGUGAGGAAAACAACAAAAUCCUGAUAAACAUGUCUGAACUAUCUCUGGUUGAGUUCAGCGGCAUUGUCCCCAAGAGCGGCGGGAACGGCACCGAUGCUUAUCAGGUUAAGAUGUACCACUUCCCGGCCGGCUUCGGCUGGGAAUAUGCAAACGCGACCAAAAAGGAGCAAACUGGCGGCUUGAUUUACACCGGCGCCGACAACCUCAAGGUGCCCGAGGAUUUCCGCAGGGUCGCCGAGAAGCUCGACCUGCCCAAGUCGGACUAUCAGUGCCUCAGCCUCAGCACCGUCGACUGCACCAACCCCUUCUUCCAGCCGUGGAGGUUCAGGGGCGGCAACGACGAGUACUCGUCCACCCUGCACUGGAUCUUCUGCUUCAUGGUUUUCCUCACCAUCUUCGUCACCCUUGUCAAGGAGAUCUUCAUCAGCUGCGCCAAGAGCACCAUGGGCUGCCACUGUCCGUUUGGCAAGUCGCUCUGCCCGGCUCCCAAGUGCUCCCGCGACCGCCUCAGCUAUCUGGCGCCCUCGGUUUGGGACAGCGUCCGCUGCUACUGGUAUACCUUCUCGGCCAGCAUGACCAUCGCCUGCGCCAUCACCUUGACCGUUCGCUCCCACCUCCUGGCCAAGGACCUCAGGGACCGCAAGAUCGCGUCUGCCCAGAUUGGCCGCGGCUUCCUCGUCGUCAUGUGGGGAGCCGCCAUCGCCAUGACCGUCGGAGCACUGCUCAUGUACAUCAGCCGGGCCCUCAACAGGCGUUCCGAGCGCGGCCUGACCUUCCCCUCGCCUGACAAGAGCCCUGCCUUUGCCCCCGUCACGCAGUUCCAGCCCACCCAUGGCUACCCGCCGCAGCCGCAGGCCUUCAUCCAGGCCCAGCCCGUCCAGCAGCCUGUCUACACCCACCAGCCCCAGUGGAAGCAGGGGCCGCAGGUGCAUGUUCAGUAA